Molecule: messenger RNA, 393 nt
Organism: Lactuca sativa (garden lettuce)
Lineage: Eukaryota; Viridiplantae; Streptophyta; Magnoliopsida; Asterales; Asteraceae
Source: RefSeq, a predicted model, not a curated record
AUGGUUGUGGUGGUGGCGGUGGUUGUACCGGUGACGGUGGUGGUGACAGCAGCGGUGGCAGUGGCGAUGGUGGUGGUGACAGCGGCGGUCACGUGUUGGUGGGUGGUCUGUGGCGGCGGCGGUAGUGGUGGUGAUGGAAACGGUGGUAGUGGCGAAGGUGGUGGUGGUGGUGGCGGUGGCAGUUGCGGUGGUGGUGGUUACGAUGAUAGUAGUGGUGGUGGUGGUGGUACCGGUUGUGGUGGUGGCGAUGGCGGCCGUGGUGGCAACGGUUGUGGUGGUGGUGGUGAUAGUGUUGGUGGGUGGUCCAUGGCGGCAGCGGCGGUAAUGGUGGAGGUGGCGGUGGUCCAUGGUGGUAGCAGCGGUUGUGGUGGUGGUGGGUUUUCUGAUAAGUAA